AUGUCUGACAUUCAAUUUUUGUCACCUCAACUAAUACAACGUAGAACUACUGCAGAAACAUGUACGGAAAAUUUUUCCUCACUUCCAAACGACUCAUAUGCGAUGUACAAAGAUUCUAAAAUACAGUCUUCAGCUGGCUCUAAAGAACAAAAUGAUACUAUUCAACGUACCACAGAAUUACAAUUUAUGGAACAACAAUUAAUUAUGUCCCACCAGCAAUCCACUUCAUCUUCAUCAUACGAACUGGAACAAGUUGUUCCAAUUCUUCCCAACGAUAAAGGUUCUCGAACGGAUUUCGAUCAUAUACCUAACGAAUCCUACGCAAACAUGAAUAUGGAUACCGUUAACUCGUACCCGCAUUCGUUGAAUUAUGAUGAGAAUCAAAUGCGACAAUUAUCAUUAGAACGACAGAACCAAAAUUAUUUAGUCCCAUCACAGUAUGAUUAUGAUGGUAUAAAGAAAAUAAUAGAUCAAACGAUGUUUUAUAGUGACAUGACAGUUCCUUCAUAUUUUAGCAACAUGUAUGAUGUUGUUCAUCAGGAUGAUGUGAGAACCGUUGGGAUUGAUGCCGAUGAAUUCUUUACCUUUAC
Molecule: messenger RNA, 590 nt
Organism: Funneliformis mosseae
Lineage: Eukaryota; Fungi; Glomeromycota; Glomeromycetes; Glomerales; Glomeraceae
Source: the annotation of a GenBank genome assembly